Molecule: messenger RNA, 2592 nt
Organism: Lathyrus oleraceus (garden pea)
Lineage: Eukaryota; Viridiplantae; Streptophyta; Magnoliopsida; Fabales; Fabaceae
Exons: 4
Coding region: 1-2592 (863 amino acids)
Biological process (GO): DNA repair; telomere maintenance
Molecular function (GO): DNA helicase activity
Source: RefSeq, a predicted model, not a curated record
AUGAAAGAUGGAAAGUGCUCAAAAUACUUUCCCAAAAAGUUUCAGCCCCAGACCAUUGUUGAUCAAUAUGGAUAUCCUAUGUACCGAAGAAGAGAAACCGGUAAUACGGUUAUGAAAAAACAAGUUCAACUUGAUAACAGGUAUGUAGUUCCUUAUAAUCCAUAUUUGUUGAAAAAAUAUCAAGCACACGUCAAUAUGGAGUGGUGUAAUCAGAGUACUUCUAUUAAGUACUUAUUCAAGUAUAUUAACAAAGGUUAUGAUAGAAUUACUGCUGCGGUUGUCCAAACUGAAUCUGAUGGAACUUCGGUCAUAAGAAAUGUUGAUGAAAUCAAGCAAUAUCUUGAUUGUAGAUAUGUCUCACCAAGUGAAGCGUGUUGGAGGCUUUUUUCAUUUCCUAUUCAUGGUAGGUCACCAGCAGUUGAGAGGUUGUACUUCCAUCUUGAGGGAGAUAAUUCUGUUUACUAUACUGAUUAUGAAUUGAUUGAUGAGGUGCUUGACAAACCAAGUGUGAAAGAAUCAAUGUUUACGGCGUGGAUGGAAGCAAACAAAAUAUACUUUGAGGCACAAAAUUUAACUUACUCUCAAUUUCUGACGAAGUUUGUAUAUGAUAGAAGAUAUAGACGGUGGAGACCACGAAAAAGGGGUCAUACUAUUGGCCGCCUAAUUUGGGUUCCUCCAAGUAUCGGUGAGUUGUAUUAUUUGAGAAUGAUGCUGACAGUUGUCAAGGGCCCUACUUGCUAUGAAGAUAUAAAAUUCGUUGAUGGAAAGAUUCAGGAUAGCUUUAGGGAUGCAUGCUUCCAUAUGGGAUUUCUUAACGAUGACAGUGAAUAUGUUGCAGCGAUAAAUGAAGCAAAAGAUUGGGGUUCUGGACAUUUUUUGAGAAAGUUAUUUGUUACGAUGUUGCUAUCCGAUACAGUGAAUAGGCCACGUCAUGUUUGGGAACAAACCUGGAGGACUUUAUCUGACGGUAUUUUAUAUCAACAGAGACAGAAUACUAAUAGAAGAGAAUUGCAACUAUCAGACACUGAGUUAAAGAAUUUGACACUCAUUGAGAUUGAAAAUAUGAUGCAAUCAAAUAGAAGAAGUUUACAUGAAUUUACAUGUAUGCCAUAUCCGGAUAGCUAUGUCACAAAGCAUGUUGGCAACCGGCUGAUUUACGACGAACUUGAUUACAAUGCUGAGAAAGAGCAAAAGAAUUUCGAAGAGCUUUUUCAUGCACUUACAGAUGAACAACUUGCAAUAAAUCAUACCAUCAUGGAUGCUGUCAACAAAAAAAGAGGAGGUGUGUUUUUUUUACAUGGUUACGGAGGAACCGACAAAACUUUCAUGUGGAGAACACUAUCAAGUGCCCUUCGUUCACAGAAAAAAAUUGUUUUUACUGUUGCUUCAAGUGGGAUAGCAUCAUUAUUAUUGCCAGGUGGAAGAACUGCACAUUCAAAGUUCAAAAUACCUGUGCCAACACUUGACAACUCAACUUGCAAUAUCGACAAAGACACUGAUCAUUCACAACUACUUGAAGCCACCGAUGUCAUAAUAUGGGAUGAAGCACCUAUGUCUCAUAGGCACUGCUUUGAGGCAUUGGAUAAAACCCUAAAAGAUGUCAUGAGCAAAAAGGGUUUCCAAAAUGCAAUUUUUGGUGGAAAGGUUGUUGUUUUUGGAGGAGAUUUCCGACAGAUUCUUCCAGUUGUUCCUAGAGCAAGUCGUUCUGAUAUUGUCCAUGCAUCUAUUAGCUCAUCCUAUGUUUGGGAAUAUUGUCAGGUUCUAAAGCUCACAAAGAAUAUGAGACUUCGCGUUGGAAGGGAUAAUACAAGUUCUGAUGAACUAGCAAAAUUCUCAAAAUGGAUAUUGCAAGUUGGUGAUGGUAAGAUUUCUGAACCAAAUGAUGGAUUGGUUGAGAUAGAAAUUCCAAAAGAAUUAUUAAUUUCAAAUUUUGAAGAUCCAAUAAGGGCUAUCGUUGAUUACACAUAUCCGAAUUUGUUGGAAAAAUUUCAAGAUGUUACGUUCUUACAAAGAAAAGCCAUUCUUGCCUCAACCAUUGAAGUUGUGGAUAGAAUCAAUCAUUACAUAUUGGAUCUGAUACCAGUUUUAACUCCUGAAUUUCUUAGUAAAUUAAGAACAUUAGGAAUUCCAAAUCAUAAGAUCAAAUUGAAGGUCGGUACACCUAUUAUGCUAAUGAGAAAUUUGGAUCAGGUUGAUGGACUGUGCAAUGGAACAAGAUUAAUUGUUACAAGGUUAGCAAAUCAUGUCAUAGAGGCAAAGAUCAUGUCUGGAAAGAACAUAGGUAACAUUUUUUACAUUCCAAGAAUGUCUAUGUCACCGUCUGAUUCACCUUGGCCAUUUAAGUUGAUUCGGUUUCAAUUUCCAAUAAUUGUCUCCUAUGCAAUGACAAUUAAUAAAUCCCAAGGUCAAUCACUUGAUAGUGUUGGAUUGUACUUGCCUACUCCAGUAUUUAGUCAUGGUCAGUUGUAUGUUGCUAUUUCACGAGUUAAGAGCAAAAGUGGGCUAAAAAUCCUAAUCCAUGACAAGGACAAUUCACCGUGUUUGACUACUACAAAUGUUGUGUACAAGGAGGUCUUCGAAGCACUUGGUUAA